Dibothriocephalus latus is the source of this 225-nucleotide messenger RNA. The record is from the annotation of a GenBank genome assembly. Lineage: Eukaryota; Metazoa; Platyhelminthes; Cestoda; Diphyllobothriidea; Diphyllobothriidae.
AUGAUGAAGCGUCGUGAACUGAAGGCGCGAAGGGAGGAAAACAGACGUGCCCUAGAGACCCGCCUCGAGCAGAACGCUUUCCAUCUGGAUCUUCAUUUGAACCUCCCUUCCUUCCGCCUUACGAGAGCACGUAAGGACUCCGCAGGCUCCGUGGCCGCUAGUGCCCCCAGGCCUCCUCGCCUGCUCACUGUGUCCUCCCUGGGUCAAUGUACGUUAGCAGAUUAG